ACCUUUUAUGCUGCAUUUUAAGUGAGCUGCAUGCUUAAUAUAAUACAGGCUCAAGAAUGGGUUGUUGGGUUCUAGUGCCUGUAUAGCUGUAUGUUUAAUCUGCACCGGCCAUGUGUGACGUGUCCUAUUGCUUCUGGUUAACAAAACUAGGUUUAUACUACAUCCAAAAAAACAAAACCACAGUAUCUGCACUAUUGCUAUCCCACUACAGCACCACCACCUUUGAAUUGGCUAAAUAUCCUUUAUUGAAAUUUGAGUGGUAUUUUAUUGCUCAUUUGCCUGCAUGUUUUGUACUUAUCAAUGUGGUUGGGCCUCUGCUUUUGUAAUCAGACAUAUGUAGCCAAAUCUGCCCCGGAUGUUAAACACUAUACAAGAUGAAUAUUCUGAUAUUCUACAUUAAUAAUUAAUAUGUCUGUAAUUCAAUCAAUAUUUUAAUACUAGAUAUUGUCUUAUACCAGUUAGAUGCUUUCAGUUUUUCUCGAUGAUAGUUAUUAUAUCCUAGCUUCAUGCCGUGUUCUUUGCUCCCAAUCAGUUGAAACUUGAACCAGCAAAAUAUUGCAUAGACGACUGAUGAGUCAGUCAACCGUGCAAGGCAUUAUGAAACAAGCAGAAAUUUUGUCUGAUGUGACAAGUGCUCACACUGAGUUAAGAACUACAGGUAGCCUGGGAACUUCCUCCUUGUCUCUGUAUGUCUCUGUCGCGUGCCAUUGGCUUCCUCCUCGCACGGUGUCACUGUCCCGCGUCCAAAGUCUCUUGUAUGUUAUACUAAGUCCCAACGUCUGCGUGUUUCUUAUGCCACUUGCCAUCAGACAAGGAGCUCUUUCAAACCUAGGCUUCACGGCGAACUCUGCGAAGAAGUUGGCGGCGAUGGAGAAGGUUUUCGUCGUGCUGCCGGCAGAGUUCAAGGCGGGGCAGUCCACGCUGUCGUGGGUUCUCGAUCAUUUCAGCGGCGGCAGAACCACGGUUGUGAUCACACAUGUGCAUGUCCCGCCACAGAUGAUUCCAGUGAUGGGAGUUAAAUUCCACUCUAGUAAACUGAGUCCGGAGCAAGUGAAACUGUUCAGAAGGAUCGAGUAUGAGAAGGUGGACAAACAGCUAGAUGGCUAUGUUCAUCAGUGCUCAAAAAUGAAGGUCAAAUGUGAGAAACUAGUUUUUGAGAAGGAAGACGAUGUAGCUGGUCUGAUUGAACUCAUUGUCUUGCAUAAGGUCACUAAGCUAAUUAUUUCAGGUGCUGCAGACAGGCAAUAUUCAAGAAAAAUGGACAAACCUAAAAGUAAGACAGCAACAGAAAUUAUGCAGAGAGCUGAUCCAUCAUGCAAGAUUUGGUGUGUUUGCAAGGGACAACUAAUCUGUACCAGGGGUGAGGAAGAGGAGAUUGCACCAUCAGCCACACCUUUUGUCCCUGAUUUUGAUCACCAAGCUCUGCAGUUAGUACCUUACCAGAAAGAGGACGACGUUAAGUCGGAGUUGGGGUUAUACGAUGAGCUUAAAGAGGCAUGCAUAGCAGCUGAGAACUUGAUGAAGAGAGCCCUAAACGAAUCUUCCAGGCGCCAAAAGGCAGAUGGAGAAGUGGCCUCUGCUCUUCAGAAAGCAAAGGAAUACCAGGAGCUGUACUUAGAGGAGACGAGAAAGCGUGAAGAGCUUGAAGGAGCUCUUGCGAGAGCACACCGAGAGAUCGCUCGGUUAAGGCAAGCAAACCAGGUACUACCCCUGGAUGAGCAAAACAAAGCAACAGACGAACUCCAAGAGGCAAUGUCAGAGAGAUCAUCCCUGGAAGGCCACAUCUUCAACAUGGAUGCCGUUUUCGGAACAGCCGCCGGUCAAGCAACUGAGCAACAGCAGAAGGAGCAUGUCCAGAUACAAUUCGAUCUCGGCACCGGUGAAAAGGACCUGGAACUGGAACUGGAACUCGAAGCGCUGCUCAACCAGAGCAAGCUGGCCGCGUUCUCGCCGUCGUCCGUCAUUCAGUCGCCGUACGAGUUCGACGAAGAUCGCGUCCCGUCCUACUUCCUCUGCCCGAUCCUUCAGGUGAGUGCCUGCCUGGGCCUGCAUCCUCCUCCUCUCAGCAGUCAGUACAGUGCAUGGCGCUCUGCAAGACGGUUAGUUUUUUGUGAACAUGUUCUCCGCGAAAUCGAAUCGAUUCUUGCAGGAGGCCAUGAGGGAUCCCCACGUCGCGGCAGACGGGUUCACGUACGAAGGCGACGCCAUCAGAGGCUGGCUGGACGGCGGGAACGACGCGUCCCCCGUGACCGGGCAGCCGCUCGCGCACCGGGAGCUGGCACCCAAUCUCGCGCUUGCUGCCGUGAUCCAAGAUUACACGGUGAUGAUGAUGAAGAAGCGGCGGCAGUACCGAUUCGGCGAUUCGCAUGACAACACCGUUGCUGCACUUCAGUUUCUUUCCUCUCCUGUGGGCAGUGAGCGGUGAGCUGCGCUUGCCAGAAUGGCCAGGCAUAGAUCACGCCGCGCCCAUUUGCAGGUUCGUGUACAGUUUGUGGCUUUGUGCGUACAAGCCUAUAUUGGUGGUGGAAUAAGACCUUGUUUAGUUCUAAAAAAAUUUUCAAGAUUCUUCGGCACAUCAAA
Messenger RNA from Sorghum bicolor (sorghum), 2580 nucleotides. Its product is annotated as U-box domain-containing protein 36. The record is from RefSeq and is a predicted model, not a curated record. Gene Ontology annotation, molecular function: ubiquitin-protein transferase activity. Gene Ontology annotation, biological process: protein ubiquitination. The coding region runs from base 571 to 2370 and encodes 599 amino acids. NCBI's taxonomy places the organism in Eukaryota, Viridiplantae, Streptophyta, Magnoliopsida, Poales, Poaceae. The transcript is spliced from 7 exons.